Molecule: messenger RNA, 1329 nt
Organism: Zonotrichia albicollis (white-throated sparrow)
Lineage: Eukaryota; Metazoa; Chordata; Aves; Passeriformes; Passerellidae
Product: interferon-induced protein with tetratricopeptide repeats 1-like
Biological process (GO): defense response to virus
Cellular component (GO): cytosol
Molecular function (GO): protein binding
Source: RefSeq, a predicted model, not a curated record
AUGGCCACAGCAAAACUGAGCAAUGAGCAGCUGAAGGAGAUGCUGGAUAAACUGCAGUGUCACUUCACCUGGAAGCUGGGCGUUGACUCUUUCAGUCUUUGGCAUCUCCUGCAGAAGUUGAAUGUUGAGAUCAAGCACGCAGCCCAACAGAACCAGGUGGCCCUCCUGGGGCUCCAGGCCUACCUGCACCAGAUGAACAACCAGAGUGAGGAAGCUCUGCAGAGCCUCAAAGCUGCUGAAGAGCACAAUGACGAGAAGCAUCUACCAACAUCUACUGCUGGCUCUUUGAUCAUCUACGGGAAUUAUGCUUGGAUCCACUACCUUCAGGGCUCCUACCAGGAGGCUGAAACCUGCCUGGGACAACUUCAGCAGCUCUGCCCAAGUCCUUGGGACGUGCGGCUCAUCCCACACAUCCAGGCCCUCAAAGGCUGGUCCCUGCUGGCCAUCAGAGCCCGGAAUGGGGAACGGGCAAGAGAGUGCUUCAACACGGCCUUGAUGCUCGAACCAGACAACAGCUCCUUCCGUACUGGGCUUGCAAUGGCUCUUUAUUCCUCCUGGAAUUUCUCCUGGCAACCUGAUAUCGAAAAAGAAGCCAGAAUCCAGUUGGAAAGAAUUGUCCACAUGCAGCCAGAAAACUACAGAGCUAAAAUAUAUUUGGCCAAGCUACUUAAACAAGUUGAUAGGGAAAAAUCAACAAGUUUAGUUCAAGAAUGUGCAGAGAGGAGCUCUGACCCUGAGGUCCUCAAACUAUCAGCUUUGUUCUGGAUGCCACAGUCGGCAGAGAAAGCACUUCAGAUCAUCCAGAGAGCCCUGCAGCAGGACCCAGGUUACCACCUUCUCUACCAGGCCUUGGCCAAGUGCUACAAGCAACAGUGGGUCAAAGCAAAGGAGGAAGACAAGAAUAAGGUACUGUGUAAAGCCAUCAGGGACCUCCAGAAAAUUAUUCAGGAACAUCCAGACCUUGACCUUACACUUGCCAAGCUGCAGCUGGCAGAGUUUAUUGGUGCAAGAGACCCGGCAAAGGAAAAAGAGAUCUACAUGGAGCUGCAGAAGAAAAUCAGCACCCUGAGCCUCAGAUGUCAGCAAGCCCUGAGUCUCUCCUGGGGAAAGUACUUCCUCUACCGAGGGAAAUCCCAGGAGAAGGCAAAAGCCAAGUUCAUGGAAUGCUACAAAAUCCCCGUGCAGACAGACCACAGGAGGGACUGUGGGCGCAGGCUGGUAAAGAUGGCUGAGAUCUACAAGGGGAAGGGUGACACCAAGGCUGCCAGCGCCAUCCACCGCUUCCUCCAAGAGGCCGACCGGCACUGCCCAGGGAACCCGGGGCACUAG